Molecule: messenger RNA, 3078 nt
Organism: Lodderomyces theae
Lineage: Eukaryota; Fungi; Ascomycota; Pichiomycetes; Serinales; Debaryomycetaceae
Exons: 1
Coding region: 1-3078 (1025 amino acids)
Source: RefSeq, a predicted model, not a curated record
AUGGGUUCAUUCCCCACCUUCAUACGUGAAGCUCAACAUUCCCCUAGAUCUUUAGACUCAGCAUUCCCACCCUUCAAUCCAGUGCAUAAAUACAAAGGUGUAUACGAAAGAGCAGGGUUUGAUGUAAACAAAAAGGGCUACAAACAAAAUCAUGAUGACGACAGAGGUUCAAACAGAUCAAUCUCAAGCUCAAGUCGUUGGGGACCAAGAAAUCAAUCCAAUGAUUCAUUUGGAAACAAGAGCAAUGGUAGUGGAAGCUACAAAACAGCAACAAAAGAAAGUCUCCCCUUGGUUGGUCAAGUACCAGCACCGAAUAACCAUGGGUCCAAACCAGCAUUUGAAUCUUCUUCAGGAUCAAGUAAAUCCAAUUCAAUGAACUCUUACGAACAAAACAACAACUCAGCUUCAACAAGUCAUAGAACUUCACCUGAAUAUCCACAAUAUCAGGGAGACGCUCAAUACAAUGCUCAAUACAAUGAACAGCAGUAUGAAAGAAAAAACUCACACGCGUCAAAUAAUAGUCAGCAUCUGAUGGGAAACACAAACAACACUGUGCACUAUGAUGGUGUGACAGCAGCUCCAACGUCGAUUAGCACAAGUCCGCACAAACCGCACAAAAAUGUCAAGAAUUUGACUCUCGACUUGAACAAUGACGCCGAAGAGCAGGAAUUUGGAGACCAGCAACAGCAGCAGGAACAGCAGCAGCAGCAGCAGCAGGAACAGCAACACCUGCAAUUUGCCACCUCACAUCAUCCAAACUCGUCAAUGAAUUCAGUCCAUUCAAACCAUUCAGUUCCAUCUCAUCAGUCAAACCAUUCAGUUGCAUCCCACCAUUCUAGUCAUUCAUACCAUUCAAACAGGUCAAAUGGAUCUAACCAUCUCACUCAUCAAGAGGUUAUCGAGGAGAUCCCAGAAGCCAAGGAGAAGGAGAACGCGGUUAUGCAAACCCAUUCAGUCCCUGCCACCACUUCGAAAGAAGACAAAUAUGCACAACAAGGAUAUCAACUACCUACUCCACAGUCUGCUCGUGGUCCAGCUCCACCACAAAUGUACCCUCAGAAAGCUCCAGCACAACCAUUUGAUCCAAGAAAGACUAGAAAACGUCCACCCAUGACACCAAUGGCGAUGAACGGUGCUCCAGGUGGUGUUCCAAUGAACCCAUCUUACCCUCCCCACGCCAAUAGAAACGUAAGUCCAAUAGCCAAUGGCGGUGCAGCCAUACCGUACCCAAUAAGCCCUAACUACUCCCCCAAACUACAACAGCAACCUUUCACCAACCACAUGAAUGGUAUGGCUCCAAUGCCAGGGGCGGGCAAAAUUACAUCUCAAAAUAAUUAUCACCACCAUCCGCACCCGGUGCCACCACCAAUGCAAAAAGGACCUUCCCCUACAGCUAUGUAUCAUCAUGGUGUGUCAAACUCUGGUUUGCCCAGGUCAAUGACUGGAAUACCAAACCCCGUGGGUCAACCACCUAUGCCUAGUUCCAGUAUGCCUAGAUCAAUGACGGGAAUCCCACCUGCGCCACCUAAUUGGCAAAUGAAUCAACCUCGUCCACAAUCACCUGGAUAUCCACCACGCCUGCAAAAACGACCUGUCCCACCACCAAUGAUAAGUCCGAAUCAACAUCAACAACCGCAUUUCAGACCACAAGGUCCAAUGCCGCCGCAACAAAGAGGACAGACCCAGACGAUGGCGCCUCCAAAUCAACAACGCUAUCAAACUGGAAUACCUAGACAACCUACUUAUUCUCAAGUAAGGGAAGACAAAUUGUCCCCAGCUUUGGAUGAGUUUAAACAUGAUUUGGAAAAUCAUCAGUCUUCAUCUCCAAAUAACAAUUUCACUAAGCCAGAGCGUGAUUCAAUUGAACUAGAAAACUCACUCGAUGCCCGUCUUAUGCAAGAUCCUGAUGAGAGAGCGCAUGAACUGUCUCAAGGUCAGCGCGCUGAGUAUCAGCAAUUUUUGUCAACCAAACCGAUGAACAAAUCUGAAGAUUACAAACGUGGGUCUACAGUUAGCUCAAUUUUGUCAAAAGAUUCGAUUGAUGAAGAAGAGAAACGUAUUGAACAAGAGUUGGAAGCUCAAUUGCAAAACUUGAAAAACGGUGGUGAACAUGAGGGCCAAGAAGAAGAUGAAGAAGAUAUCAAUUUGUCACACAAUGUGUCAUCACCUCAGAAAUCGGUCUCUGGUGAAUCAACGGCGUCUACAACUCGUCCUCCAAUCCCUCAGUUUACCGUGCAAGAUGUGGAUGAGGUAAAACAAACCCGUGUUAGUUCGGGCUCUAACAAUACCAAGGAUAGUAAUUGUGAUGAGAUGUCUAUCGCCUCAAUUGAGUCUAUUCAGCCGUUGUCAGUCUCGCACUCGCAUAUCUCUCCCACUAAAAGAGACAUGAGCCAAAUGGAAGGAAAUAGUCCUCAUCCAUAUGGCGUUCCAGAGAGAAAAGAUUCAGCUGAAUUCACCAGAAUUAUUGCUGAAUUGGACCAAUUCGAAGAAGAGAUGCCUCGGUCAACACCUGACAUUUCUGCACUGUCUGAUGAACCCAAUUUUGGCACAUUUAAUGACACAAACAAUACAACAGUUUCACCAACUAAGCCAGCAACAAACUGUCAUGAGCCAGGUGCAGGUCCUUGUCGGUCAUGUAACCAACCAAUUGACUCAUCGGCUAGAGGCUCACUCAAAGCCAUCUUUUCCAAAACUGGAGAAUUGUCAGGCCAAUGGCAUCGUGGCUGUUUCAAGUGCUCGUACAAGGCAUGCGCAACUCACUUUAAUAAGCAAGUUCAAUGUUAUGUAUUGGACGAUGAACCAUAUUGUUUUCAACACUAUCAUCUCCUAAAUGCCACCACUUGUAAGUCAUGUGGUGUGGGGAUCGAAGGAUCUUGUAUUGAAAAUGACUUGGGUCAGAAAUGGCACAUGCAUUGUUUGAAAUGUACCAGUUGUCAUGGACAGAUUGAACAAGAUUACUAUGUCGUUAAUGAUCAAAUCAUGUGUGAGACUGACGCAAAGAAGUAUUUGCAUAAUGGUGGAAGUGGGUCGCAUGAGGAUAAAGUUGAAAAGAGAAGAACGAGGAUGUAUUAUGCUUGA